Molecule: messenger RNA, 1113 nt
Organism: Vanderwaltozyma polyspora DSM 70294
Lineage: Eukaryota; Fungi; Ascomycota; Saccharomycetes; Saccharomycetales; Saccharomycetaceae
Gene: LYS12
Product: homoisocitrate dehydrogenase
Exons: 1
Coding region: 1-1113 (370 amino acids)
Biological process (GO): tricarboxylic acid cycle; isocitrate metabolic process
Cellular component (GO): mitochondrion
Molecular function (GO): isocitrate dehydrogenase (NAD+) activity; NAD binding; magnesium ion binding
Source: RefSeq, a predicted model, not a curated record
AUGUUAAGAAAUGGUGUCUAUAGAGCAUGUGCUCGUCGUACAGUGGUUAAUGGUGCAAGAUCCAAUCUAACUAUUGGUUUAAUCCCUGGAGAUGGUAUUGGUAAAGAGGUUAUCCCUGCUGGUAAAAAAGUAUUAGAGACUAUUGGUGAUAAGUAUAGUAUUGAUUUUAAGUUCAUUGAUCUCCAUGCUGGUUGGCAAACAUUUUUAGAUACUGGUAAGGCCUUACCAGAUGAAACGGUUUCGAUUUUAAAGCAACAAUGUCAGGGUGCUUUAUUUGGUGCUGUUCAAUCCCCAACUACUAAAGUUGAAGGUUAUUCUUCACCAAUCGUUGCAUUGAGAAAACAAUUGGGGUUAUAUGCUAAUAUUCGUCCUGUUAAAUCAGUAUCUGGAACCAAUGACAGACCAGUAGAUAUGGUUAUUGUGAGGGAAAACACAGAAGAUUUGUAUAUUAAAGAAGAGAGAACCUAUAUUGAUGAAGCUACUGGUACUAAAGUAGCUGAGGCUACUAAAAGAAUUUCAGAAGUAGCUACAAGAAAAAUUGCAAAGAUUGCUUUAGAUAUUGCUUUGCAACGUUUAAAGAAUACAGGCAAAGCUACAUUAACGGUAACCCAUAAAUCAAACGUCUUAUCCCAAUCAGAUGGUCUUUUUAGAGAAGUCUGCAGAGAUGUCUAUGAAAAGAACAAGGAUCUAUAUGGCAAUGUCAGUUAUAAUGAACAAAUUGUAGACUCUAUGGUUUAUAGGAUAUUCAGAGAACCUGAGUGCUUUGAUGUAGUUGUUGCCCCAAAUCUGUAUGGUGAUAUUUUAUCAGACGGUGCAGCCGCAUUAGUAGGUUCGUUAGGUGUAGUUCCUAGUGCUAAUGUUGGUCCAGAUAUUAUUAUCGGUGAACCAUGCCAUGGCUCUGCUCCUGAUAUUUCUGGCCAAGGUAUCUCUAAUCCUGUUGCAACAAUUAGAUCAGCUGCUUUAAUGUUACAAUUUUUGGGUUACAACGAAGCAGCAAAAGAUAUCCAAAAUGCUGUUGAUGAAAAUAUUAGAUCUGGUAAAAUCAAGACACCAGAUUUGGGUGGUGAUUCUUCAACUACUGAAGUUACAGAUGAUAUACUAUCAAAACUAUGA